UAAGUGAGAAAGCGAGGGCGAGUUCGAUGCAUAAUAAGAAUCCUGCUCGUGUAGGACCACUUGGUUAUAGGGGCAAGAAAGCUGAGUGGGAACAAGAGAUGGCAUCUGGUCAAUUGACACCUCAAUUGUAUCAGAUAAAAAGCGAGCGUUCACUGCAUUAUGUUUUGGGUAGAAGAUCUAAAAAUGAGUUGGGGUUGAACAUAAUACCGCCUACCAUACAACCCAUAGUGGACAAGCUUGUCGAUGUCCAGACUCAAAUCUCUGAAGGAGAUUUGGAGCUCAGUCCAGGAGAGGACUUGUUGACAAAGGUAAUAGGACCGGAGCACCCGGGCCGUACCAGGGCUGUUGGUCAUGAUGUUGGAUUGAGAAAAGGGAUGCAAGGGACUGAUAAAAAAAAGAGGAAAAAACAUGAAAACGAAACUAUUGUUAAACUGCAGACAACGAUAGAUCUGAUGGGCUCCCAAUUGGCAAAGCUACAAGCACACUUUGACUUACAACAGGGGUCUAGGAACCAUGCCCCAGAUGAUGUAAGCUUAGGGGUUCAACAAAAUAAUUGUGGCUCGACUCCAACAUUAGAUGCUUUGGAUGCGAUAAAGAUGCCUACCCCUUGUGAAUUGGUGUUACCCUAUGGGGAGUUGGACCAAAAAUGUGCCAAGGGAUUGGUCUUUCCAUAUGGGAAUGGGUUAAUACACACAUUGCCUUUAAGAGAAAAUCACCUGAAGGUUCUGAUAGACGACAUCGAUAGUAGAUAUGAAAAUUUUCCUGUUCCUGUGAUGACAAAAGAAGUUGCUAACCUACAAGGGGCGGUUGGCACUGUAAUUCAAUGGCCCCGGAUUGCAAUUAUUCCUGCAAACGAACAAAGAGCGAAGAAACAAAUCCCAACCACAAGUUUGGUGCCAACAAUUUCAAGGGCUGGUACAAAAAAGAAUAUACCCAACCAAACAUCCAGCAAGGCGAGGCCGAUUGAAUAUCUUCGUGAUUGCUUGAAGACCAACCAAGUGGUUAACAUUGUAGCCGAUUCUGGGAUUUUGGAAGUCGGGACAUAUGAUUUUUCGGUUACAUGUGAAGAAUAUUUUCGACUGCUGAGAAAACAAACAAUUGAUGCUUCCAUCAUAACUGCUUGGCAAUUGAUUCUUCAUUCAAUGGUUCGGACACGUAUGAACAAAUGUGCUUUCUUGAACCCUUAUAAUAUUCUAGGAGAGGCAUGCCAGAAAAACCCAGAGGGUGUCGUUAGUUAUCUUGUUGAUUCCAUUCGUUUGCACCACGGAAAAUUGUUUCUCAUUGCACCAUAUUUGCAAAAUAAGCAUUGGGUGCUCUUGGUGAUUUCCUUUCGCAAUCGUGUUGUCUAUAUUUUGGAUUCUCUUAAGGAUCGUAUUGAAAAGUCUGCCGACUACCAUUACCUGCUCAAAAAACAUGUGGACAUUGCAACCAACAACUUGGUGGUUUAGAGAGCGGACAUUAUGUUAUGCGCUGGAUGUUUGAUUUCUUGACGACAAGACAACAUGGAUUUCCAAGUAAAGUAAGUACUUUUUUAAUAUUUGUUGAUUUUUUUUAUUGCAACAAAAUAUUUGGUUUGUUAAUGAAUAUGUUUAAUUUUACAUUUAAUAUAGUCCGGUAGCAUUUGGGAUGACAAAAGUCCCUUUGAAGAAAAGAUGUUGGUUGCAACUGUUGCUAUCUGGUCUAGAGAGUUUUUGAAUAACUUUAUGAAUGAUGUGGUCCUAUAAAAAACAUAUAUGGUUAGUUAAUGAAUUCCAAAACUUCCUAAUUUUGGUUUAAUUAUUUUUGUUGGAGUUCUUACAUUUUUACUUUCAUUUGUUUAUUUUUCAGGGAAUUUAGAAGAAACUCACUACAAUUGAUUUUUUGGACAAUCCCUAUGCCAAGUCAUGACAAAUGUUUUUUUUUUCUUUUUUUAUUUGUAAUUUUUCAUGCAAGUUGUAUGAUGUAUGAAAUUACCAAAUCCAUGAUUUCUUUUGCUACUUAGACAAUUGUCUUUGUUUGAUUAUAUUUUAAUCAAUGACUAUUAUGGUUUAUUUAACAUUUCCACAUAAAAACAUUGUUUAUUUUUACAGUAUGUGUUAUAAAUUGAUAGUUUAUAAGUAUUGUACUGUUAUUUUUAUAAAAUGAUAUUAAAAAUAUAUAAGAGUGUUAAAAGGAACCGGUUGCUUAUUUAGAAACCAGGUUCUAAACCUAUUGUGUAAAAAAGGGUAAAAGUCUAUUAUGACCCGGUUGUUUGUAU
Molecule: messenger RNA, 2236 nt
Organism: Lactuca sativa (garden lettuce)
Lineage: Eukaryota; Viridiplantae; Streptophyta; Magnoliopsida; Asterales; Asteraceae
Source: RefSeq, a predicted model, not a curated record